AUGCGGGCAGCGGUGGCGGUGUCGCUGUCGCUGUGCUGGCUCUGGGCGGCGGGGCGCAGCCUGCCCCGGCUGCGCCUGUCCUACCGCGAGCUUUUAGGCUCCAACCGCUCCGUGCUCUUCUUUGGCCACCGCGGCUCCCUGGGCUUCCGCUGCCUCUACCUGGACGAGUACCGCGACCGGCUCUUCCUCGGGGGCAAGGAUGUGCUCUACUCCCUGCUCCUGGACGGGGCCACUGCAGAUGCCAAGGAGAUCUAUUGGCCACCCCGCCCUGGGCAGACGCAGGAGUGUUUCCAGAAGGGGAAGGACCCAGGGACUGACUGUGCCAACUAUGUCCGUGUGCUGCAUCCCUACAACCGGACACACCUGCUGGCCUGCGGGACAGGCGCCUUCCACCCCAUGUGCACCUUCGUCUAUGUGGGGCACCGUGGUGAGCACACCUUCAGCCUGGACCCUGCCAGCGUGGAGAGCGGCCGGGGCCGGUGCCCGCACGAGCCCAGCCGCGCUUUCGCCAGCACCGUCAUCGGAGGGGAGCUGUACGCCGGCCUCACGGCAGAUUUCCUGGGGCGUGAUCCCGGCGUGUUCCGCAGCAUGGGGACCCGCUCCGCCCUGCGCACGGAGGUGGACCAGCGCUUACUGCAUGAUCCCAAAUUUGUGGCAGCCCACUUGAUCCCAGACAACAAUGACCGGGACAAUGACAAAGCCUAUUUCUUCUUCACGGAGAAGGUGGUGGAGGCAGAUAGCAAGGAGCACGCCAUUGUCAGCCGUGUGGGGCGUGUCUGCGUGAAUGAUGCUGGUGGCCAGAGGGUGCUGGUCAACAAGUGGAGCACCUUCAACAAGGCCCGGCUGGUAUGCUCAGUCCCCGGCCCUGAUGGCAUUGACACCUACUUUGAUGAGCUGGAGGAUGUCUUCUUGCUGAGGACAAAGGAUGGGAAGAGCCCAGAGAUCUAUGCCCUUUUCAGCACUGUCAGCCACGUUUUCCGGGGCUCUGCUGUCUGUGUGUACCGCAUGGCCGACAUCCGGGAGGUGUUCAACGGGCCCUUUGCCCACCGGGAGAGCCCCCAUCACCAGUGGGCUCCCUACGAGGGCAGGGUGCCCUACCCACGGCCAGGCGUGUGUCCCAGCAAGACCACCAACCAGCCCCGGCGGCAGUACGGCACCACCAAGGACUUCCCUGACGAGGUGCUGCACUUUGCCCGUGCCCACCCCCUCAUGUUCCAGCCCGUGCUCCCCCGGCACCGCCGGCCCCUCCUGGUGAAGACCGACCUGCCCCAGCGGCUGCGCCAGCUCGUGGUGGACAGGGUGGAGGCCGAGGACGGGCAGCACGACGUCCUCUUCCUCGGCACAGAUGCUGGCUCAGUGCUGAAGGUGGUGGUCAUGCAGAAGACGAGCUCAGCCGUGACUGAAGAAGUCAUCCUGGAGGAGCUGCAGGUUUUUAAGAUGCCUGUGCCCAUCACCCAGAUGGAGAUCUCUGUCAAACGUCAAAUGCUCUACGUGGGCUCCAGCCUGGGCGUGGCCCAGGUGCGGCUGCACCAGUGUGAGUCCUAUGGCACUGCCUGUGCCGAGUGCUGCCUGGCCAGGGAUCCCUACUGUGCCUGGGAUGGCACUGCCUGCACCCACUACCAGCCCUCCGGCAAGCGCCGCCAGCGCCGCCAGGACACGCGCCAGCCCAACCCUGCCCACCAGUGCCUGGACCAGAACCUGACCGUGGACGAUUUUGAGAGCGUUGAGGAGAAGGUGCUUUACGGGGCAGAGGACAACAGCACCUUCCUGGAGUGCGUGCCUCGCUCCCCGCAGGCCAGCGUGCAGUGGUUUGUCCAGAGGCCGCCCGACGAGCAGCGGGACGAGGUGAAGACGGACGAGCGGAUCCUGCAGACGGAGCAGGGGCUGCUGUUCCGCAGGCUGCACCGGAACGACGCCGGCACCUACUACUGCAAAACGCUGGAGCACGGCUUCACCCAGACCGUGGCCAAGACCGCCCUGCGGGUCAUCCCCAGCCAGCAGCUGGCACACUCCUUCCCCCGGGGCCCAGGGGACGAGCUCCCACCCCUGCUGUGCCCCGAGCCCCGGCUGCUGCCACAGGCUCCCAAGAGCUGGUUCAAGGACAUCAUGCACCUGGUCAGCUCCCCAAACCCACGGCGCGUGGAGGAGUACUGCGCCCGCCUCUGGUGCAGCAGCCGCCCUCAGCACCGCAAGAGCAAGAUGGCCCAGGCCAAGCUGGUCCUGGCCGGCGUGGACGUGGCCAAGAAGGGACGGACAGGCAAAGCCCACAGCGAGAGGAACCGUGUGCCCCGGCAUGCACCAGCCACUUAG
Molecule: messenger RNA, 2310 nt
Organism: Agelaius phoeniceus (red-winged blackbird)
Lineage: Eukaryota; Metazoa; Chordata; Aves; Passeriformes; Icteridae
Gene: SEMA3G
Product: semaphorin 3G
Biological process (GO): axon guidance; neural crest cell migration; positive regulation of cell migration
Cellular component (GO): plasma membrane
Molecular function (GO): semaphorin receptor binding; chemorepellent activity
Source: RefSeq, a predicted model, not a curated record